Molecule: messenger RNA, 1013 nt
Organism: Conger conger (European conger)
Lineage: Eukaryota; Metazoa; Chordata; Actinopteri; Anguilliformes; Congridae
Gene: chchd2
Product: coiled-coil-helix-coiled-coil-helix domain containing 2
Exons: 4
Coding region: 152-718 (188 amino acids)
Biological process (GO): mitochondrion organization; positive regulation of transcription by RNA polymerase II
Cellular component (GO): nucleus; mitochondrion
Molecular function (GO): sequence-specific DNA binding
Source: RefSeq, a predicted model, not a curated record
AGCCCGGAAGACACUUUUUAGCCCGGAAGAAAAUUAAUGACGUAUGUGUGUAGUUCACGGUCGUAAGUCUGUCUAAGUUGAAGACGUAAUUGGGUUGUAUUUUGCGUUUUACAAGUUUAACUUCAGUGGUUAUACGAUCUUCCUAUAAAAGAUGCCUAGAGGGAGCAGAAGUCGAACAUCAAGGAUGGCUCCCCCAGCCAGCCGGCCACCGCCCAUGGCAAGAGCUCCCCCUCCUCCCCCGCCAAUGGCAAGAGCCGCACCUCCUUCAUCAAUGCCUGCCCAUGCACCUCCAUCUGCCAUGGCUCCCCCGGCCGCCAAGGAACCUGGAAUGUUUGCCCGCAUGGCAACCACGGCAGCAGGGGUGGCGGUGGGGUCGGCAGUGGGGCACACGGUUGGACACAUGAUGAUGGGAGGUGGUGGUGGUGGAGGAGGAGCAAGCUCUGAGCAAGCCAGGCCUGAUGUUACCUAUCAGGAACCUUACGCUCAAGCCCAGCCUAUGUACCAGCAGCCGCCACCUCAGUACCAGCCUCAGUACCAGCCCCAGUCGAUGUACCAACAGCCCGAGCCGAUGUACCAACAGCCCGAGCCGACAGAAAGCCCCUGCGCCUUUGAGUUGAAGCAAUUCAUCGAGUGUGCGCAGACGCAGAGCGACUUCAAGCUAUGUGAAGGCUUCAGCGAGGUUCUCAAGCAGUGCAAGUUGGGCAAUGGUUUGUCAUGAAGAUAAAACAAGAAAAUGGCCAUCGAUCCACGCACAUUAUAGAAAUCAAUCUUUCCUGCAAUGUAGUUUUACAGCAGCGGUGGAGACUGGCUUUAUUGGGGCACGAAAUAAAGGUGAUGGAACGCAAAAUAAUACAAUUUCUCACUUUACUUUUACAGCAAUUGCUGCACACUGAGAAUUGCAGGAACAUGUUUCUUUUUGUUAAUUUCUGUCGUUAAUUAAAUAUUUAUAUAUUUUGCUAUAAUGCCCUUGAUUGUGCUGUGAAAUAAAGGUUUGGCAUAGUCAUCUGAAAUAA